AUCUAGUUGUUUUGGUGCUUGUGAUCUUCGUGAUGAAUACGACUUUUGCUAUGACUUGUUCUUCUUCAUUUGUUUUAGGAUCUAGAUCGAUGACGAUCCACGGGUCGAGGCCGGAGGGAUCAGGUCGGAUGACAUCUGACAGGGGAAAAAAGAAAAGAAAAAAGAAAGACAUGCAACCCUCCCUUUGUUCCCUCAUUUUCAAAAGGGGGAAAAGGGCGAACAAAAAAAGAAAGGACAAGAAAAAAGACAAUGAGAAAGAAAAACAAAUGAAGAAAAAUGACAACAACAAAAUGAAACGAAAACACCACCAACGUCAGCCAAGGAUCGACAGUCGGAACGGGCUGGUGACUCCACAAUAAUAGAGCGAGCGCUUGGAGGAAAAGCGGGAAUCCAUCGUCGGCUUAGUUCUACAUGGUCGUAUGGAAAUUGGACUCAGAGAAGGCAACCCCCUGCCACCUUUCACAAGGCCACCAGACGCCAGUGUCGAGGGUGUGUCGACUCAAGCUAAUGUGCGAGGAGCAGUAGGUUUCAAUGGCACUAUACGAAUCAGGGCAGUCGCCACUCUACUUGGCUUGGCUUGAUGACGACCUUCGGGCAUAUAUCUCAAUGCAGUGAACCAACGAAAACGGAAAUAAAAAAGAAAAGAAAGAAAGAAAGAAA
Aspergillus candidus is the source of this 660-nucleotide messenger RNA. RefSeq lists its product as uncharacterized. The coding region runs from base 33 to 359 and encodes 108 amino acids. The record is from RefSeq and is a predicted model, not a curated record. The transcript has a single exon. NCBI's taxonomy places the organism in Eukaryota, Fungi, Ascomycota, Eurotiomycetes, Eurotiales, Aspergillaceae.